AUGUUAACCAACUACAACAGGGAUUUAAGUCCAAACAAUGACCAGAUGGACCCUGUCACUUUGUAUGUAUCUUUUAAUAUGUUUUCACUGAAAGAGUUUGACGAUCUGAACGGGAAGUUGGCCAUUCUGGGAGCCGUCCGCAUUACCUGGAAUGAUGACAGGAUGAUCUGGGACCCACAGCAGUACGGCAACAUUACUAGUGUAUCGCUAGCCGAAUCCAAGGUUUGGAUUCCCUUCGCAGGAGUAGGAAAACCGUAUGGUGAAAUCAAAAGAAUCGGACAUGACUUCAUACCGGUGUUUUACGAAUACAAUGGAAAUGCUUACUGGGAAGUUCCAGAUUUGUUUGAAAUUUCUUGUAGUGCUAACGUCGCGUUUUAUCCCUUUGAUCGACAAAAAUGCGAGAUUUUCUUUGUGCCUUCAGGAUACCACCCAGGUUUCUUCUCCUUAAAGCUUCCAUUCAAUUCAAUGUCUUUCACUAACUUUACAGAAAACGGAAGCUGGAAAGUCCAUUCCUCAAGUUGA
Pecten maximus is the source of this 522-nucleotide messenger RNA. Its product is annotated as neuronal acetylcholine receptor subunit alpha-6-like. Gene Ontology annotation, molecular function: transmembrane signaling receptor activity; neurotransmitter receptor activity; extracellular ligand-gated monoatomic ion channel activity. Bases 1 to 522 code for a protein of 173 amino acids. NCBI's taxonomy places the organism in Eukaryota, Metazoa, Mollusca, Bivalvia, Pectinida, Pectinidae. Gene Ontology annotation, biological process: nervous system process; monoatomic ion transmembrane transport; chemical synaptic transmission. The record is from RefSeq and is a predicted model, not a curated record. Gene Ontology annotation, cellular component: neuron projection; synapse; membrane. The transcript has 2 exons.